GCACGUGUUCUGUACCUUCAGUGAGACUUAAGCUAUUGUUCGUUGUUCGUUGAAAAUUAAUUUGUUUAUAUUUAAAUUUUAUCAAUUGUUUUAACUAAAAUAUCAAAGAUUUAUUAUAAUUUUUAUAAACCAUCAAAGAUCUUUGACAUGAUGUUAGGUGUUUCUUGUACUAGCAUUGGAGUAGCACUAGUUCUACUAUUGGUAAUGAUAUGCACCCUAAAUGAGAGCUUUAGAUACAGAGCGAAAUUUUUAAUUUUUGGAUUAGAAUCUCUAUUCUUCACAAUCAUUUGUUUACCAUUUAUGUUCUUCAAUAUCGGAUCUUGGAAAAAUGCGUUAAUACCUGCUUGGCUUUUGAGUAAAUCAACUAAUAAAGUAUUAGGAAUUAAGUUCGAGGUACGUGGGAAAGAAAAUAUUAUUCAUGAUUCUGGUUGUAUUGUUUUGAUAAAUCAUCAGAGUAUGUUGGAUUUGGGAGUAUUGGCACAAUUGUGGCUAGUUAUGGAGAGAUGCACCGUUAUAUCUAAGAAGGAGAUUUUAUAUUUUGGACCAUUCGGUCUUGCUGCUUGGCUAUGGGGUACAAUUUUUAUCGAUAGACGAAAUGUUGAAGAAUCUCGUAAGGUUGUAAAUUCAACGUGUGAAUAUAUACAAAAAUCUAAAAUGAAAGUUUUAUUCUUCCCAGAAGGAAAACGACAUAGCGAUAAUACAUUGUUACCUUUCAAAAAAGGACCUUUUCAUUUAGCUAUAACAUCGCAAGUGCCGAUUCUACCGGUUAUCGUAUCGAAAUAUUUCUUCUUAAAUAGUAAAUCAAAGAGAUUUGGUUCUGGUACUAGCUAUAUUACAAUUUUACCUCCAAUUCCUACGAAAGGCUUGACCAAAGACAAUAUGCAGGAGUUGAUGGAUAAAUCGUACGAAGCUAUGAAUACGGUAUUUGUACAAACGUCACAAGAAACUCUUACAAAACACAUGGAAAGUUUAAAAAAUGAUUAACAUCUAUUUCUAAUUUUUUAUACGUUAUAUGUACAUAUCCAGUCGAUUGCAUAACGGGAACACAUCUAAAGGUUCUUCGAUAUAUUAAUUCUUAAGUUAAUAAUCUCUUCUAAUUGCGUAAAAGAAAUAAUAGAAUUAAUUAUAAACAAAUCUAUUAUCGAAUAAUGUACCUGUACAAGAGACCGUUUGUUCCUUCAUUUUUUCUGUUAUACAAAUUAAUUGUUAAUAAAUUCUUUAUUUAGAAAAAAAAAAUUUCUAUACUAUAGGAAACGUGUAUUAGAGGUAAUUACGAUAUUAAUUUCCAUAUCUAUUGGCAAAUUUAUAAAAUUGUUGAAUGAAAAAAAUUUGCAGAAUAUGUUCAAGCUUUUCUGUUUGCAAAGAUCGAAACGUUGCUUAUCUAAAUAAUUUUCUCAUUGCUUAAGAAAUAUUAAAUAAUUUAAUUUUGAAUUUCAUAUGUAAAGUUAUACGCUUAAAAACGGUUAGCACAUUAAAGGGGGAAUUUAUCUAUCGAUCCGUCUUCUUUAAAUAGACUUAUCAUAUUAUGGUGUUAUUAUUACAAUCUAUCGGUUAAAGUAGUGAGAGCGUUAAUAAUAUGCCUUGAAUAUGAAUUUUGAUAUUUAUAAAAGAUUCUAUUAUUCGUUUGAAGAAUAUUUAAUAUUAGAAGGUAUAUCGAGUAAGUCUUGAAAUAUCAAUGAUGUUUAAAGUAGACAAAAAUUAAAAAAAGCGGCUAUUUUAUACGUCCGUAUUAAAUAUCAUUUAUUUCGUAUAUUAUACAAUUGUCGUCAGUCAGUGUCGCAUAUUCCUAAUGGAUUAGCUUUCCAAAAUUUCAUAAUACAACAUUUUUUCCUUAGCACGUGUAACGUACAUACGUACGUACAUGUAAUACUAUUAAUUCAAUUGACUAUGUACACAAUCAUACCACUUCGACGCUUUUUUACUUAUUUAAUGAAUCUUAUUCGGUAACGCACGACAAUUUAUUUGGCGUUUUUACUUGUCCUUAUAUAUGUGCUAUAUAUACAUACAUACAUAUAUAUAUAUAUAUAUAUAUAUAUAUAUAUAUAUAUAUAUAUAUA
Molecule: messenger RNA, 2057 nt
Organism: Vespa crabro (European hornet)
Lineage: Eukaryota; Metazoa; Arthropoda; Insecta; Hymenoptera; Vespidae
Product: 1-acyl-sn-glycerol-3-phosphate acyltransferase beta-like
Exons: 6
Coding region: 148-984 (278 amino acids)
Biological process (GO): phosphatidic acid biosynthetic process
Cellular component (GO): endoplasmic reticulum; membrane
Molecular function (GO): 1-acylglycerol-3-phosphate O-acyltransferase activity
Source: RefSeq, a predicted model, not a curated record